This is a messenger RNA of Eubalaena glacialis (North Atlantic right whale), 1584 nucleotides long. RefSeq names its product family with sequence similarity 110 member A (gene FAM110A). The transcript has a single exon. NCBI's taxonomy places the organism in Eukaryota, Metazoa, Chordata, Mammalia, Artiodactyla, Balaenidae. Bases 135 to 1022 code for a protein of 295 amino acids. The record is from RefSeq and is a predicted model, not a curated record.
AGUGUGCUCUGCCCCUUUCUUUCUUUCCUCCCCUGCAGCCGUUGCGGUGUCCAGCUGCCAGCUUUCUGCCUGGAUCUCUGUCUCCUCAUUUCUCCAGUCUCCUCAGACAGAAGCCCUCGGGGUAUGUAACAGCCAUGCCUGUGGACACGCUGACUCCGGGAGCCCGAGACACCCCAGCCCUACCUUUCCGCCUACAGACCAAGGUCCCCAGCUACCCGCUACAGCGGCCAGCAGACUGUGGAGCCCGGAAACCUAGUGCUGUAGAGCGCCUGGAGGCCGACAAGGCCAAGUACGUCAAGAGCCUGCAAGUGGCCAGUACCCGCCAGGAACCUGUGCAGCCCCUGCUGUGCAAACAGCCACUCUUCAGUGCUGGAACUCGCCGCACGGUGCUCACGCCUAGCCGCCGAGUCCUGCCUGGCCCCGGCCGCCGGCCCCAGCUGGACCUGGACAUCCUGAGCAGCCUCAUCAACUUGUGUGAUAGUCCUGUGUCCCCUGCUGAGGCCAGCCGUACCCCCGGACGGUCAGAGGGGGCCCGCCAGGCUCCCCCAGCCACCCCCCCACGCCCACCACCCAGUAUUGCUGCAGUCCGCCGAGUGGAUGUCCUUCCCCUGCCGGCGUCACCUGCCCAGCCCUGCCCAUCACCAGGCACUGCCGCCACCUCUAGCCCGGCCCGGCCCCCAGGUUUGCAACGCUCCAAGUCAGACCUGAGUGAACGCUUCUCCCGGGCAGCAGCUGACCUGGAGCGAUUUUUUAACUUCUGCGGCCUGGACCAGGAGGAGGCACGGGGAUUGGGUGUGGCCCACCUAGCCCGGGCCAACUCAGACAUCGUGUCCCUGGCUGGGCCCAGUGCUGGGCCGGCUAGCUCCGAGGGGGGCUGCUCCCGCCGCAGCUCUGCCACCAUCGAGGAGCUGGCUCGGGAGCGCGUCCCCUAUGGUGUGUCAGUGAUAGAGCGCAACGCCCGGGUGAUCAAAUGGCUGUAUGGGUUGCGACAAGCGCGGGAGACUCCAGCAGCUGAGGGCUAGGCCUCCAUGGGACUCGACAUUCGCCACGGGACAGAUCUUACAGAAGCCAUAGGCCCCUUGACCUCUCCUGCAUCCAUUCCCUUGCUUGGGGCAGACCAGAGGCUGCUGCCUCGUGUGAACUUGCUAUAGAGGCAAAGGCUCAGAGGCUGGACCAGCAUCCAUCUGACAAGGACUGACCCGGAGAGAGUUGGCUCUUGACUUUGGACUACCGCCUACGACUCACAUGUAGGGUUUUGACAUGGAUGUACCCCUGCUUGUAGGUUUGGAUUUGGGGCACUUAGCCCUUCCCACUGAGAGUGAGGGACUAAGGGAUCUCACCAGAGCUGUCUACCCAGCAGCUCUGUUUCUUUCUUCCUUCCUUGGCCUCUGUCCUUUACUGACUUCCUCUUCCUUACCCAGUGGGCCUUGGUUCCCUGGGAACUCACCCUGGGGUGGGGGUAGGAAGGAGUGGCCUAUCCACAUUCUUCAAGGGGCUUGCCAGCCUGGGCCUAGGUGGGUAGACUACAGAAAGGACUGGUAGGAGUCUGCACUGCUCUGACUUCCCUCCUCUUGGUUAAUAAAC